Messenger RNA from Capra hircus (goat), 712 nucleotides. It is a transcript of the gene MPC1L, whose product is annotated as mitochondrial pyruvate carrier 1-like. The transcript has a single exon. The coding region runs from base 31 to 567 and encodes 178 amino acids. NCBI's taxonomy places the organism in Eukaryota, Metazoa, Chordata, Mammalia, Artiodactyla, Bovidae. Gene Ontology annotation, biological process: pyruvate import into mitochondria. The record is from RefSeq and is a predicted model, not a curated record. Gene Ontology annotation, cellular component: mitochondrial inner membrane.
AUUUGUUGGUGCUCGCAAGCCUUAGCGAUCAUGGCAGCAGUGAUGGCUCUGUGCCGGAAGGCGAUGGAGACCGUGAAGACUAAGGAGUUCCGAGAUUACCUGACCAGCACUCACUUCUGGGGUCCAGUGGCCAACUGGGGCCUCCCGCUGGCUGCCUUCAGGGACAUGAGGGCAUCACCAGACAUCAUCAGUGGCCGCAUGACGACUGCGCUCAUCUUCUACUCGAUGGCCUUUAUGCGCUUCGCCUACCGUGUACAGCCUCGCAAUUUGCUGCUGAUGGCAUGUCACGGCACCAACAUGGUGGCACAGAGUAUUCAGGCGGUCCGCUACCUGAAUUACCACUAUGGCGGUGGCACCCCGGCAACCACCACUGCUGCUGUCUCUGCCACCUCUACCGGCUCUGUGGAUUCUCCUGCCACCUCUACCGGCUCUGUGGAUUCUUCUGCCACCUCUACCGGCUCUGUGGAUUCUACUGCAGCUACCACCCCUGUAGCUGAAGACCCUAUGGCUGACAGCAACUGCCCGGAGAUCACCUGCUGUUAUCUAGUGACCUGGGACCGUGAUUGAGUGGCCUGAUCGAAUCUCUGCAGCUUCCAUGCACUGAACUAAUCUUCCUAAAGAAAAAUUAAAAAGUUUGGUUUUGACUCUGAAACAGUGCAAAUUUGAUUGAAACCUGCAGUUCGGUUAAUAAAACAUGGCAAAUAGCACAGAA